Molecule: messenger RNA, 1830 nt
Organism: Didymella exigua CBS 183.55
Lineage: Eukaryota; Fungi; Ascomycota; Dothideomycetes; Pleosporales; Didymellaceae
Product: BAR-domain-containing protein
Exons: 5
Coding region: 254-1543 (429 amino acids)
Cellular component (GO): cytoplasm
Molecular function (GO): protein binding
Source: RefSeq, a predicted model, not a curated record
UGGGCCCGCAUUCCCUCACAGGGCACUGAACACCUAUCCCCUUUCCCCUGCUGCAUGUGCUGAACGCUCGUUCGCUUUCUUUCGUUUUCUUCGUGUCUAGUCUGCUCGGGCAUUCCUGCGCUCCUCUUGCCUGUUUUUGACUUGCAUCGUCACCGAUAUCGAUACCGGUACCGCUCCUCCCUACACACGGCCCAACGCUCGCUAUCACGACACCCCCGCCUGAUCUGGCUCCCACAACACUGCAACAGCAACAAUGAACGUCAACAAGAAAUUCGGCCGCUUCAAGCAAUGGGCCGGCGAGAAGAUGGGCGGCGAAGCCCGCACCGGCACCUCUGAGGAGUUCAGGGCGCUGGAGAUGGAGAUGGAGCUGCGUCAUGAGGGCAUGGACAAGAUGCAGAAAGCCAUGGGCGUCUACGUCAAGUCCAUCUCCAAGCGCGCAGAGGGCGCUGACAAGGAGAAGCAACUCCCUGGCGGCCACUUGGGUUCUUCCAUGGUCACCCACGGCGAGGACUUUGAGCCAGAUUCCGAAUUUGGCAACUGUCUGUCCUCCCUCGGCCGCGCAAAUGAGCGUCUUGCUCGCGUGCAGGAGACGUACGCGCAGGGUGCUACGUCAUCUUGGUUGGAGGGACUGGACCGCGGUCUCAUUCAGAUGAAGGAGUACCAAAAUGCACGCAAGAAGCUUGAGACACGCCGAUUAGCCUACGACACCUCCCUCGCCAAGAUGCAGAAAUCUAAGAAGGAAGACUUCCGCAUGGAAGAGGAGCUCCGGGCGCAGAAGGCCAAGUACGAAGAGACUAGCGAAGACGUCUUCCGCAGGAUGCAGGACAUCAAGGAGGCAGAGGUCGAUCUGGUCCAGGACCUGUCGGCUUUCCUUGAGGCAGAGCUCAGCUACUACGAUCGCUGCCGCGAGAUCCUGAUAAACGUCAAGCGCGAGUGGCCAGCCAGAGAGGCAGCCCCCAGCCGCAACACGCGUUCGCGCUCGAACACAGCGCACGGCUAUGCAGAACGCUUCAACCCUGUCGAAGAAGAGCCCGAGCCGUCACCUCCGCGCAUGACCAUUCCAAAGCUGGCCUCUCGCAGCCGCUCCCCAGCACCUGACAUGGCCGGCUCUCCCGGAGGCUAUGCUCUUCGUCCCGCGUUGAGCCGUACAUCGACACACGACAGCUAUGCCAACGGUCGUGACGACUCCCCCGCUCGACGAUUGUCUCGCGUACCUACCGAUUCUUCUGCCAUACCAAGUCGGAACAACCUGCGCCCCGUUCGUCAGCAGAACACAUUUGCGGACGAUUACGAGGACGACGAGUACACGGGUUCCGGCAGCAACAGACGCGACAGAUCGCCACCCAGCCCUGAUCGUUCCUCCCAGGGCAGCGGCCGCGUUAUGUCGCGGGCGGCAAGUUGGUCUCAGAACGAUGGCGGUGCCACCACACCUGGCGGAAAGCGAGCACCUCCGCCACCUCCCUCGAGGGCCAAAAAGCCACCGCCACCUCCUCCACCGAUGAAGCGAAGUGCGUUGAGUGAGACUACGGUGACGCGAUACUAGCACAGCAUAUUUACCUCUUUCUUUGCUGUUGCUGACAUGCUUGUUUGUAUAGGGCCCAUUUCCGUCUCGUCCGCAUCCGGCAGAGUCGUCACUUGGUGAUUUUGGAUCGACCGUGGAGAUUGAGCGAAAUGAGCAGAAUAAGACUGCAGCGCAGUCCAGGCGCAAUCGGCGUUGCAUCUCCUAUGUUGCUAAUCUACUUGCUCUUAUAUCACACGGCGUUCAGGGAGCGAGUGUUACACACGUAGCAAAUAUCCAAAACAUAACAUUAUACCAGCUUUCACAAGACG